AUGUGUGUAUCUCGGCUGGUAUUACUGCUGGGGCUGCUUCUAUGUGUGGGGGCUCAGCUGUCCAAUGCCCAGCACUGGUCUCAUGGUUGGUACCCCGGAGGCAAGAGGGAGCUGGACUCUUUCGGCACGUCAGAGAUUUCAGAGGAGAUUAAGCUGUGUGAGGCAGGGGAAUGCAGCUACUUGAGACCCCAGAGGAGGGGCAUUCUCAGAAAUAUUCUUUUGGAUGCCUUAGCCAGAGAGCUCCAGAAGAGAAAGUGACAGCUUUCCACCCUACAGUGCUUUUCUACCUGGUGACCCUCUUCAUCAGUGUCUUUGUCUUGGCACAAAACAACUUUAUGUUUGUCCUCUGAUCUUGUGUCUUUGUUAUAUUUGUCAGUAAAUUUGUUUUUCAGCAUUACAUGAA
Toxotes jaculatrix (banded archerfish) is the source of this 403-nucleotide messenger RNA. It is a transcript of the gene gnrh2, whose product is annotated as gonadotropin-releasing hormone 2. Gene Ontology annotation, cellular component: extracellular region. The transcript has 3 exons. Gene Ontology annotation, molecular function: hormone activity. The coding region runs from base 1 to 258 and encodes 85 amino acids. The record is from RefSeq and is a predicted model, not a curated record. Lineage: Eukaryota; Metazoa; Chordata; Actinopteri; Toxotidae. Gene Ontology annotation, biological process: multicellular organism development.